UAACUGUGAAGACCGUUUCCUGCGACCGUCCAACCAGAAGGGUCUACACCGAGGGGUAGCCACAACACGACGCCUCCUGAGCCGACCAAGCUGACAGCCAAUCAAGAGAGUCACCUAAAGGAUAUCCCGGGAGCUACUCAUUGAGAUAUCCGUGGGAUUGCCUUCGUCUGUCUGGGAUAAUUUGGGAUAUCCUCAGGAUAAAGUGUGCUGUGUGGGUUACGGCCGGCUAGGCCGUUAUUUGUUCUCGGAAGUCUGUAUUAAAUUAAAUCUCUCUGAUAAAAGCGUGUGAGACAUUAAAGUGGAUAGACCUAACCUCCCCGGUGGGCUGGGGCCGGCGGAUGGCCACGUGCCAUCCCCGCCUUCGCCUCCAUAUGAAGAGAUAUCGAACGAUCUGAAGAAAUUUUGCACACAAAUCAGUAAAAAUAUGUCUCAAGAAGAAGUCAUGGAUAUAAGCCCGGUGGAAAUAACGUCUGCAAAGAGAGCUCUUUCAACAGAAGGUGAGUCGGACAAUCGUCAGCCUCCCCCCAAAAAUCAAAAGAAGAUCCGAAAGCCCCCUUCCAAGGAGGCUAAGGAACAUGAGGCAGCCUCAACUUCAUCUGAAAUAGUGACCGGCACGCAGUCCAAGGACCUCCCAGUGAAAUAUGGUGCCUUUACAAAGGCCCCAUAUGUUUUACACUUUAGACUGCCCUCCUCAAAGACGGACAAGGAAAAGACGAGAAAGAGGACCUCCCUGCUAAAGGUAUCAAAAAUGCUUGCUAAUGCCAACGUCAAAUUUUUGAAUCUAAGAAACUAUUCGUUCGACAUGUGGGUGGCUACUUUUCCCACGAAAACGGCAGCUAAUGCAGUACUCUCUAAUAAAUAUAUAAAAGAUGCAGGCUUUGCUGUUUUUAUUCCGGCAUACAAGCUAACACGCAAGAUGGUCAUCAGAAAUAUUCCUAUAGAAUUUUCUCUAGAAGAAAUAAAGAAGGCAAUAGAGGAGGAAAACUCCGACAUUAUGAUACAUAAUAUUUUUAGAUUAAAGAAGAAGGAUCGCACCACUGCCCUAUGGACCGACUCAGAAAAUAUAUGUGUGCAAAAAAUGGGGGAGGACAUCCCAGAGAGCCUCCUUAUCAUGCGCACAAUAAACACAGUCACACCCUACAUCUCAUCGGUCAGACUAUGUUAUAAAUGUGGCUAUUUUGGUCACAUUAGCAAAUACUGCGAAAGGAAUCCAAGAUGUCUUCAAUGUGGAGAGAGUGAUCACCAAAGCUCAAAGGAUCAGCCGUGCCAAAAGGAAAAAAAAUGCAUAAACUGCUCCGGUUCUCAUUCAACCACAGAUAGAGAGUGCCCUCUUUACGUUAGAAACGCUGAAAUAGCAAGAGUGAUGGCUUAUGAUAAUCUCUUUGAGGCCAAAACUCUGGUUAUCAGGCAAGAAAAGAAGACACCUGUAAUAACACCGCCGAAAACAAUCAAGAAUUUUCCCCUUCUCCCACAAAAGAAGGGAGUGUCUUUGGUCGACAAUCCGGCUAUGUUCCAGUCAUCAGUCAAGAGCGAUCGGUUAUGGACACAAUUAUUCACCCAUUGCGCGGCAGAGGUUAAGGCUAGAGCGUACCGCCUGCUGGACUGGCUGCUGGAAUUAGAAGAAAUUGAUGACCUAUUUGACAGGAUGGAGAAGACUUUGGAAAACCACAAGAUAGUAGUGGAACACACAAAACAAAAAAGACUUGGCUAACUAAUCAAAAUACUUUCCUCUUGAGAGGAUUUGACAUAAUUAGGAAGGACAGAGAGAACAGAAAAGGCGGCGGAGUGGCGAUAAUUGUGUCUCACUCUCUUAAGUAUCGAGCCAUCCAGAUACCAUACGAUUGCUUAGGCAAGAUAGAGGUUUGUGCGGCGGAAAUUUUUCUUGUCGGUGAGUCUUUAAUACUAAUAGCAUGUUACCGCCCUCCUAAUUUAGGAGUUAUUACAGAUGACGAAUGGAGUAGAUUUAUUAAUCAAUUUGGAAACCAUAUUUUGGUUAUUUUUGCCGGAGAUUUUAAUGCUCACAAUGGGCAUUGGGGCUUGAAUUAUUCAUGCCCAAACGGUAGAAAUUUAUGAUCGGCUAUUGAGGAUUCGGAUUUUGCACUGGUUGGGGAUGGUUCUCCAACUUUUUGUGGUGACGCUAUUAGAAGCCCUUCUACUAUCGACCUCACUAUUUGUCAUGUAUCUAUGCUACCUAAAAUCUAAAGAACGGUCCUCCCAGACGCAUGGGGUAGCGAUCAUUUCCCGAUCUGUGUCGAAACAUUCUAUUCCCAAAA
Monomorium pharaonis (pharaoh ant) is the source of this 2273-nucleotide messenger RNA. RefSeq lists its product as uncharacterized. The coding region runs from base 425 to 1711 and encodes 428 amino acids. Lineage: Eukaryota; Metazoa; Arthropoda; Insecta; Hymenoptera; Formicidae. The record is from RefSeq and is a predicted model, not a curated record. Gene Ontology annotation, molecular function: zinc ion binding; nucleic acid binding. The transcript is spliced from 3 exons.